CCGGAAUCGCUGACAUCGCCGGAGAGCAGGAGGAGGACGCCGCCGGGGAGGAGGAGGCGCCACCUGCAAGGCCUGCGCUGCACUGCGGGAGUUUAAUUUGUCCAACAUGCAAAGCCACAGCAAGAUCUCCGAUGCCUCUGGCUCGACGCCACCCGCUGCAUCUGUGAUCCAAGGUUGGGCAGAGCUCCCAGAUAGCCUGCUUCACUCCAUUGUUGCUCUGCUGGGCACCUUCCGUGACCUUCUCGCCUUCACUGGCACCUGCCAUGCUUGGCGUGCUGCCUUCUCAUCCUACCCAUCAAAAUCUGCCUUUCGCGCUUCACUUCCACCCCUCCUCGUCCGACCCAAUGUCCGCGUCAAGCCCCCUUGCUUCCCUUCUAGCGAAAAUGGUAAUGGUGGCCGCAAGAAGCUGCGCGCGUGUGAGGUCAUUGAUCUUGCCAACCGGAGCACCCCGCUUCGCUGCCAGAUUCCUCGAGAAACUCUGCAGAAGAUGCGUUUCGCAGGCUCGUCGCAUGGUCAGCUCAUCUGCUGCCGCCGUGGUUACUGUCUCGUUGUUGAUGUGUUCACCGGCGCUGAGGUCUCGCCUCCACGUCUCCCGUUCAGCGAGGACAGGGAGGAGUUCUACUACUGUGGCACUCUGACGGCUCCCAUCACGUCGCGCGGCUCGCAUCUCCUGAUCAGCACCCAGUCCUCGCUGUUUGAUUGGCCGGUUGGGAGUGAUUCUUGGUCUGAGCUCAAGCUUCCGGUCAAUCGGGUCGAUCAGAUCGUGGAAUUCAAUGGCCAGCUCUUCGCUGUGAUCGAAUACAGCCUCUACGCUCUGCAGCUGGCACCCAAGCUUCGCCUGAAGAAGAUGAAGACUCUCUGGUGGGAUGGCAUGAAUGAAUGCCCAUACCUAAGGCCAUGGUUCGUGGUUUGCGGUGACAUGCUUCUCGUCGUUGACCAUUACAUGAGUUUCUCGUUUGGAGCACCAGUCGUCUACAGAACAUACCGUCUGGACAUGUCGACCAAGCCUGCAAAAUGGGUGGAGGUGAAGAAGCUGGAGAACUGGGCGCUCUUCAUUGGGGGUGAUGCAAGGAGCCCGCCAUUUUCUUUCAAGAACCCGGAGAGCUGGGGAGGGAGGAGCAACUGCUUGUACUAUGCUCACUACUCUCAGCCAUGGAGCCUUCAUGGGCUGGGUGAUGAUGCAGAUGCUGUGUGGGAUCCUACCACUGAUGAUGACCUUGUGUUCAAAAGGAACUGGUAUGGCCAGCUUCAAGCCUUCUGGGUGUACCCAAGCAUGUUCUAUUCAGAUGGAGACGGCCAGUACUGAUUGGCAUCACAACUGCUCCUGCUCUUAUGAUCUUAUCAGCUUCUCAGAAACUUUGCCUUCUGAUGUAGAUCAGACACACCAGCAACUUGGCUACAGAUCUAGGAGUUCCUCUUGGUGGUAAUAAUUGGUUAGCUUAACACUUGCAGUCGUUUUGUAGUUCAGUUCAGUUCAGUUAUUAGCUGCAUUGUCUAGUCUAGUAUUGUGUGGGUGCUUUGGAAUGCUUUUGUUUCUAAUUAUCUAGCUGUUGCUUUUGUGCUGGAACUGAAAGGUGGAAGCCUAGAACUGAGUGCCGGUGACGUUAAAGAGUGUUUCAUUCAAUCACAUGUGUUUAUCUUGUGGGACA
Messenger RNA from Oryza brachyantha (malo sina), 1649 nucleotides. RefSeq names its product putative F-box protein At3g25750. The transcript has 2 exons. Gene Ontology annotation, molecular function: protein binding. NCBI's taxonomy places the organism in Eukaryota, Viridiplantae, Streptophyta, Magnoliopsida, Poales, Poaceae. Bases 107 to 1306 code for a protein of 399 amino acids. The record is from RefSeq and is a predicted model, not a curated record.